Molecule: messenger RNA, 1947 nt
Organism: Penicillium brasilianum
Lineage: Eukaryota; Fungi; Ascomycota; Eurotiomycetes; Eurotiales; Aspergillaceae
Source: the annotation of a GenBank genome assembly
AUGGUGGGAUCUCCGCUACGCUCCGACACUGAAAGCCCGGUCGCCGUAAUUGGCGCUGGUCCUGUUGGACUGUUUACUGCGCUCGUCCUCGCACAAAGUGGGAUUAACGUCACGGUCUUUGAGGCAGGCGAGGGAAUCAACCAGUCGCCUCGCGCGGUAGCCUACUUCCCACCAGUUCUUGAGGAAUUUUCCAAAGCAGGCAUCCUUGACGAUAUAAUCACCGCGGGAGAAAAGAAUGCAGAUGGAUGCGACUGGAGAACCGCAGACGGGGCCUUCAUUGCCGGCAUCGAUCCGCCUCCAAACGAUUCCACUUUUGCCGUGUGCCUUGCACAGCCAGAACUCGGCGAGAUCUUGAUGCAGAAGCUUCUGGCGACUUCAAAUGCAAAUGUGUUUUUCAAUGAGUCAUUCCAGCGCUUGGAACAAAGUGCUGGAUCUGUUAGAUUCUGGACACGGCGGGACGACCACGAAACUGAACACACCUGUCAAUACUUGAUCGGGGCGGAUGGCGGUCGCAGCUCCGUGAGGCAUAGUCUGGGCAUUCAUCUCGAAGGUCAUACGCUCGAGCAGCUGCAGUUUGUGGCUGUCAAUUUCCAAUACCCUCUGCGGGAACAUGAAUGGAAGGCAGCUAACUUUAUUGUGGACCCGGUUGACUGGGGCAUUGUGGUUAAACGUGGCAAGGGAAACAGCUGGCGAUUAGCCACGGGAAUUCAGAGAGACAGCCAAACUAAGGAUCCCCUCGAUAAAGCUACCAUCGACCUUGUCAAGAGACGUUUGCGUCGCAUUCUCCCGGGUGACACCAGCCAAAUCCAGUACGAAGCUAUGGCUCCAUAUGUCGUGCACCAGCGAUGUGCGAGUCGCUUCCGGGAUGGAAAUGUUCUUUUAGCUGGUGAUGCGGCGCAUCUAAACAAUCCUGUCGGCGGCCUUGGUCUUACGACUGGGCUCCUCGAUGCUGCUCAUCUUGCCAAAGCUUUGAAGCAAGUCAUCUGGCAUGACGAUGAUCCCAAAGUCUUGACAACUUAUUCCGAUGUUCGGCGGCGAAUCUUUCUCGAGCGGACAAGCCCGCUCAGCACUGGCAACUUGCUGAGACUUUUCUCGCAAGAUCCUGAGCAUGUCAAAGAAAGAGAAGAGACAUUUGCGAAAUUGAAAGAUCCAAAGGAUGUUAUCACCGCGUCCCAGACUGGACUCCCAGAUUUUUGUCUCACGACUACAUCUGACAAAAUAUUCGACACACGGGGAGAAGUGACAUGGUUCGUCUCGGUCACUCGUAUUCCGGACUGGACCGAGGAAAAGUUCCGGCACGAGUACGAAGUUGUUCAUGCCAACAUGACUCGUAUCGGAGCCGAGAAGGCUCCGGUGAUUCGUCGAUAUGUGCAACUGGAAAACUUGCGAAAGUCGGUCUCGGGCACAAAGUCUCCUGUUUGGGAUUACGUGACGUGCUUGACAUGGCCGACUUUGUUCGUAAUUCAUGUUGGCUUACAAGACCCCGACUAUCGCAGAACUGCUGGCAGUCACAUCUUCUGCCGACUGGAUCAGGAAGGAUGUCUUAUGUCCCAGAUGGAUCAAUACACUGCAAAAUCCGAGUCAUCUGAAGCAGCAAACGUUGGUCCCAUUCAGUGUUUGAUCUACCACAAGAGGGAGGGCAUCGAUGAUGAUUUCACUCCUCAAUGGUUCUCAGAGCGAGCUGCCAAAUUGAAAAGUCUUUUGGCUUCUGAUGGUCGGCCACGAAAGUACAUUUUGUGGCAUGAUGUGACGCCGAAGACGAAAAAUUACUUCCACGACUCACAAUUCUCCGGCGGAUCAUGGCUUCAUUACAAAGCGCUUGAGACACUCAUUUUUGCAGACGAGAACGACGCGGUUGCCUUCUUCGAGGUACAUAAUUGCGAUUUUUUCAUGACUGGCGCAGGAACGACGGAGACUGUUAUUGGCGUGCCAGAUGUUGUUAUUUGA